Messenger RNA from Venturia canescens, 10993 nucleotides. RefSeq names its product GATA-type transcription factor sreA-like. Gene Ontology annotation, molecular function: RNA polymerase II cis-regulatory region sequence-specific DNA binding; DNA-binding transcription factor activity, RNA polymerase II-specific; zinc ion binding. The record is from RefSeq and is a predicted model, not a curated record. Gene Ontology annotation, biological process: positive regulation of transcription by RNA polymerase II; negative regulation of transcription by RNA polymerase II. The transcript is spliced from 6 exons. Lineage: Eukaryota; Metazoa; Arthropoda; Insecta; Hymenoptera; Ichneumonidae. The coding region runs from base 889 to 2796 and encodes 635 amino acids. Gene Ontology annotation, cellular component: nucleus.
GCGCCCUCUCGUAAUCUCUGUCAGGACGGCAAAAGGGCGCAGUGGAGGGGGAAGAGGCCGCUAAGCCUAUUUACGGUUGUGUGCGUUUGAACGAAGUGAGGGCUCGCGGCGAUAGAGCGAAAGAGAGACAGAUAUUCAUUGGGAUACGUGCAAAGAAGGGAGAGGGUUGGAGAAAAGGCCGGAAGAGGGGCGUAUGGAAGCCCCGGAGAGAAGACGGGAGGGGCGGCGAGGGGGAGAGGGGAAUAGAAGGUAUAGGAGAAAGAGACGGUUUGAUAGUGUGCGCGCAGGAUUGGGAGCGUGUACAACGGAUUAGUGUGUGUGUGCCUCUCUUCUGACAAUGAGCCGCGGCGGUGACUGUGAUAAGUGAGAGACAGCGGGAGAGAGAGCACGGUCUGCUAACACCGCAAAAGAUUCGCGUAGUGUGUGUUUCGUUCGUUAUUUUAUAUUUUAUUUUAUCUUUUUUUUUUCUUAAUUGUUAAAAAUAUAACGGAAAGAUAACCAAGUCAAAGAAAGGUGGUAGAGAGAGAGUGUGUGUUGUGUGUAUUCGUGCUCCGCGUGUUUUUUUUGGCAGUGGAGAAAGAAUCGUAAAAUAAUUUCAGCACGACAAAAAGGAUUACGAUAAUAAUCAUAAUAAUAGUAAUAGUAACGAUAAAAGUAUUAAAUCGUCGCUGGUGUGGAUUCGGGAGCGUUUCGGUGCGUGCGAGUGUGUUUCCGUACUAAAUAAAAAAAAUAAAAAAAUAAAAAAAAAUAAAAAAAAAGAAAAGCAAAGAGAGGAAAAGGAUCCGGGUGUAUAGUGAGUUCGUAAUAAAAAAAAACGAGAGUCAACUUGAUGACUCGUUUUUUCGUGUGGUGGCAUUCGGUUCGCCGUAUAAAAAUCCAUUAUUAAUUAUGUUCAAUGUACCGCCCAAGUUUUACGAGCUUUGUCGCCUUUGUUUAUCAUCGGACGGCUCUAAGCUGCCGAUUUUCGAUGACGAGGGAUUGCAGCGUAACUUUGCCGACAAGAUACUUACGUGCCUCUCGAUAGCGGUCAAAGAUGGCGACUGUUUGCCACCGAUCAUCUGUCACCGUUGCGUGUACAAAUUGGACAUUCUACACAACUUUCGCGAGGUCUCGCGAAAAUCUGACAUUAUACUCAAACAAUACCUGGACUGCGCGAAGCAAUUGUCCUCGCAGGACAGCCAGGAAAAAUCUUUCUCCACUGCCAAAAUAAAGGACGAGUCUCCGACGCAGUCGUUUUUACAAUUAAACAAAACAUUGUUCAACGAGGACGCAAAUUCUCCAAUCAGCAUAAAUCAAAACGUAAUACCUCAGACGGAAGAAUCGGACGAGACGCGAGACGAGGAGGCCGAAGCCAACCAGGAAGAAAUGGUUGGAAGUAUAAAGUGCGAGCCCGAGGAUGACACGUGCUCGAAUAGCUCGGAUCCGGACAGAUUGGAGAUCGAGGAUCGAGAGGGCGAACACGAGAGCGACGGCGAGGAAAACGGUUACGAUAUGACUGUAAACAAACGUAUCAAACUCGAGAACAGUUAUGAGACCAGCUCCAAAAGAAGUUCCCCCAACGCUGGCAGCCCUGUCAACAGAAUGGACACACCCGAGAGCAACUGCUCAGAUACUCACAUAGAUCAGGAAACCACUAAAUUGUGGCAGGCACUUGCUAACAACAGGAGCCUGGAAAUAACACGAACGAAUGGAGAUAAAUUGAACAAUGGUUUUACCGGUGAGGCUACAAAUUUACUCCGAUCGUUGAUAAACAAUCGACAAAUUGGAAUAACCGCUGUUGACGGAGAUCGAGCGUCGCCCCAAAUAAGAUUCUACAGGGAUACACAGGGUACGACGAUGGAACGAACGGCACCGGAUUGCUCGAUACUUGGCAACCGAACGAACAUGCCAUGUUUGGAGAGCAAGAGCGUCUCUAUGGACAGCAAUCCCUCGAGCCCCGCAAGUAUCGGUCGGAAAGAAACAAAAGGAAGAAGAAAGCAAAGCUAUCCGAGCAAAGCACCAACGAGUCCGGAGCUUAUGAAUUAUCAGCAGGAAUCGAGCGAAGAACAGCAGGCCCAGGAUUUUACAGCAUGGUCGAGCAAAAUGAAGAGGAAAAUAGACGAUAAUAAACAACAAAAUUAUGAUCAACACGGUGGUAAUUCGACGAAAAAGGUCGACAUGUCGUGCACCAAUUGUGGCACUAUGACAACGACAAUAUGGCGACGAAACAUGAAGGGAGAAAUGGUUUGUAACGCUUGUGGGCUUUAUUACAAGCUUCACGGUGUUAACAGACCGGUAACCAUGAGAAGGGACACUAUACAUACCCGUAGACGCCGACCAAAAGGUGAAAAGCCCACCCGGCACAGAAAGAAAGACGCCUCGUUAUUGCAAACGCAGCCAGAGCAAAUGGACUCUGAAAGCGCGGACAUGUUGGCAGCUCUUCGACGUCAGAUCCAGCCUCACUUGAUGCUGGCGGCAUUGACUCCACCGCAUUUGUCAGGCGGUCAUCCGGCGGCCUCGCCAGCCCAGCUCAAUUAUUCGUUACCCUUGUCGACAUACAUGAUGUCACACGUGAGUACGCCGCAGACGUAUUCGAUAGAUCUUGUUAGUCGUUUGGCGCGGAAAUCGCCGAGCGGAAAUUCGACGAACACGAGUCAUCAAGCUGUAAACUUUGCGCAGCACGUGAAGAACGAGGCGAGGGAAAACUCGGCGAGCCGUCGUCCCUCCGACGAGGAACCGGAUGACGGUGACGAGGAGAAUAUCUCCGACUUACCGCUCAAUCUCGUGGCCACUUCGCUCUCGGAAGAGGCACAUUGAACAGCACGUUCGAUUUAACGAGCACACACAUACACACACUAAAUGAGUGAAACACGAAUCGACGAACAAAUGUAGGAGGAACUGAAGAAAACGAAAGAGUAUCCACGAGCUCGUCGAAGGAAGGGCCCGUGGUAACCUUUACGAAGAAUCUCAGGUGACAGGAUAUGCGUUUUUAUAUCCGAGAAUAAGGGCAGUGAAAACAAGAUGAAUACUGGCCAAUUACAACGUCGAAUCGCCACCAUUUUCAACGCAUCACCGAUUCUCAUGUUCUUCAAUAAUCGAUGCCUUAUUAGCUCUCUAUUUAAUGUAUACGUUUUCUUUCAUAUAUACGUACAAAUGUGUACAUAUAGUGAUCGAAUGACGUGAAAAUUUAAGGCGAUUAUCGAGUUUGUACAGGAGCGAGUUUUAAGUGACGAAGAUGUUUUUUUUUUGUUUCUCGUAAGAGAUUAGCGCAAUCAAUUGCCGCCUCUCUUUUGUCGCCAGUUUAUUUUUUAUUUUAUAAAUUAUAUUAUUAUUUCUUAUUCUUAAUUCGUAACUGUUUUUAAGCUAUCUGGCCCGUGGUGCAGAGCAGUAUACUAAGAAUUGAUAUUAUAACGCAGUAUUAACUAUUAACUUGUACAACGAGGGGCGGUAACAAGCGAUAAACAAACACAUUGGAGGUUCAGAAGGUUCGGGCGUGCGCGGGGUUUGUGGCUCACGUAUACAAACAAACGCUCUCGCGCACCGUGAUAAAUAAUACGGGGAGGAUAUUUUUAUACGAAAUUUUUUCUACAAUCGCAUUGAAAGGCGCGACCGAAACGUGACUUGUAAAUACGUGAAAAUUCUUCAUUUUUCUUGUCAUUUUACCUUUUUCUUUGGCUGUUUGUUCUCUAUUCUUCUCUUUACAAAUUGUUCAAUCGUACGUUAUUGUUCUAUCUUCAAUGUUCAAAUUGUUAUUCACUUACUUUUUACGUGUGUCUUCUUUGUCCGGGACUUUUUAUUUACGAAAUAAACGAAAAGGGGGCUAAAAUACGUUUCAAUGUAUUAUAAAUUUACAAAAGUUCGCUCUCGACUACGCCGAGACUGGCAAAACGUGAUAGAUCAAAACAAACGCGUAUUAUCGCUCGAAUAUUCACAAAAAGAAAAACAAGCAAUGAAGAAUUUAAUGAUGAAUGAAUUAUAAAAAUGGUAUGAGCUGCUCUUACACCGUGUGUUUUGUUCCACGGGCUUCUUAGCUCCCGAGAUGUGCGUAACGAGGGAGGAAAAAACGAUCAUAAUACUCUUAUUUUACAUUUUAAUAGUAUUUAAGCUAUCGCGCGCUAUUCUCACCCCUCCACAGUUUACAAGUAAUCUAGUGAUUGAAGAGAAAAAUGUCUUUUUUUUUCGUCUAUUGAGAAGAAAAAAGAAAAAAUUGAUUUUAUCGUACACAGGCGCACACAUCGAUAUAAAUAUUUUAUUUAUAUUAAUUUUUGCGUCGGUGUACGAGAAUCAAUCGCAAACUCGAAACUGACGAAAUGCGGGAAGAUAACUGAUCAUGACCCCGAAUUUUUCCAACGUUCGCGAGCAACAAUAUUUUUUCAUUCUUUCGCAAUAACAACUUCCAGUUUGUUUUUUCCCAACUAUUUAGAAACUUUACUGAAUUUUGUGGUGAAAAAAAAAACAGUUGAUCCGCGUAGAAAAAAUGAGAAAUUUUGCACCUAAACUUUAUCACGCCGACGCGAUGGGAAAACUUCAGUGUCAUCCGCUCGUCCGAGUUGUAACGCGUACAAAAUCAAUCGAACGGUCAUUUUCACCGUGCAAAUGUAUUUCUGUUUUCUCCCUUUCGCUAAAUUGCCUUGACGCGUCAAUUUGCGGGGGAAAAAAGCGCCGAGUAAGAUGCGAGAGUCCGGAAAAGAAAAUUGCGAAGCCCGCAGUCAGUCAGACGAUUGCCAGUAUCCUAUCUGUACCACUCAUCGUAUUUUUGUUCGAAUAUUAUUUUGUUUUCCCUCUCUCUUUUUAAUAUCACUCCGAUAAAGGUACGAAUACCGAUCUUACCGUCGAAUCAGUACAGGCUCUGACUUCUUUUUGUCUAUUAGACAACGUAUCGCGGAGAAUUUACUUACAAACGUAGAUUUAAUGACAUAGCGGAUUGAGUACGAUAAUUUGUUUGCUUUCUCCUUCGUCUUUUAUCCCACUCGACUUAACGCCUUCGGUCGCGAAUGAUAAUUGUGUUUUGCUUUUUCUCAAGUUCGCGUCUCCUCCAGCAACCAAAAGGGUGGAAAUUUCUCGAUUUUUCCAACCGAAAACCACACGUGACGUGAGGGAAAAUACGAUUGAAUCAAGUACUUAAGGGAAUUUCAAGGUGGAAUGAUGAAGUUGACCCUAAUUGGAAGAAUCUCAAACGUCGAUCCAAGUGCCUCGAAGAUAGCGCCUUUUUUCUCUUGAGCGAUACAAAACACCAUUCGUACGACAGAAAUAACGAUGAUAGUAAACUAUAGGAUCAUUCAGGAGCUUAUUUAGGAUUUAACAGAUUCAGGAAGCUUAUUAUUCGACCAAUUCCCCGAAUGAACAACCCGUAAAAUUUCAAUUUUAAAAUCUAUUGCAAGUAUACGUAAUAAAAUUAUAUUGCUCCUGGGACCUCUGCGUUCAGAACUUUUCCAAAGGCCAUAAAGCUGUUUCUCUUUCUCUGUCUCUCUGUCUCUCUGUCUCUCUCCCUCUCUCUCUCUAGGCUCGCAAAUCAAGCGCCAAUUUUUCCACUCUGCCUCCCACAUUUACGAUGGGUGACAACAUUCAAAAAUAAUAUCCAUCGACGUGACUUUAUUAACAAAACUUCACAUCCCGACUCACAAACCACCCUCUCGACUUCGUUUUUAAUAUAAAUAUUUAUACAUAUUUUUGCUGUUCGUUUCUCUUUUUCCAAUUUUGUACAGAUAACGAAAUAAUCGAUAAAGAAAAAAGUAUUAAGCAACCUCAGUAUAGCGCAUAAUACUUACGGCCAGUGCAUCUUACUACGUGUAUCGUUUAUGUGUCUAAUGUCAUAUAUACCUAAACAAACUUUGCCAAAAAUAGAUUUAGUCUUUGUUACAUAGAAUAUAGUUAAGGGCAUAUAACAAAACAAAUUUUCACGAAUAUCUCAACUUUGUUUUCUCUCAGUUUUCUGAUUUCUCUGAACGCGUCUCCGCCAAACUAUUUUUCAACUGCGUCAUCCCGAAUCGCUUCUUUCGUACGAAAACAAAAAUAUCCCUCUGGAGAAUGAGUCUGCAGCGGAAAAUCAUUCAAUAAGAUUGGAAAAGUUCGAACGAACGUGGUCGGAGCAAAUUUUCUUUCGAGUGGGCAAUUUUUUCAAGUGGAAAAGUUUUUUAUUAUUAUUUAUCCACUUUGUACAAACACAAUCAUGUUACCUCCAACCUGAUAUUAAAAAUCUUUUAUUUCUACAUCAAAAGUAAAAUGUACUUGAAUUCCAAAGCAUCCCAACAGAUGAACGUGGAUCUCAAUGCAAAGAGACAAUCAAUUUUGAGUCACGAAUUUUUCAAAUCGAUUAGAUUUUCACAUAAAUAGUUUACAUUAAUUUUUACUUGGGAACAGAAUCAAAGUUAUUUGAAAGAUUCUAACGAGCGACGCAACAAAAGAGUGUCACAGUCGGGACACCGAGUUCCCUGGACUUCACACUCUGCAGAAAAAAAUUGGCCCACUAGAGUGACAAUUAUUUUGGGGAAUCUGAAAGAAUUUUAUAUUUAUAAAUAAACAGUAUUAAAUGCUCCAUUCGCUUUUCGAAUCUUGAGUAACUUCAUUUCGAGAAUUACGUAAAUAACAAUUGAUUUUAGACAAAACCAUGAGAUUUUACUUAUGAAAAUUGACGUGAGAUUCUUCCUCUGUGCACUUUCCGUCAAAUAUUCAAAUCCCAGCAACAACAGAAAAAUGUUGGCAUUCAAAAUGGAGAUAAAAUAAGAACACAAAUAUCGACGUGUUGCAAAAAUUUAUUGUCGCGUUUUGUUUAUCGUGAUAAAUGCAUUCGUAAAUGUGUGACAAUAUUAUUUUUUCCUCUUUUUAAGAUCUCUUCUGGGAGAUCAAAUGAAAUAUGAUAUUAAGGGCUGACUCAUCCGCUGAAGAAUGGACAGUUAUUUUUUUUGGCAUUUUAUUCAAACUUAUAUUUUCAUUUCACUUUGUUUUUUUUUCUUUCUCUCCUUAUUACCAUCUCACGUUUAACAUUACAACGAUAGGUUUGCGCGCGUUACGUUUUUAUUUAUCGAUAAAUCGUCGCGGUUUAUACAUCGAUUAUUUUAUUGCGAUAUUCAUACGAUAUUAUAUUCAACGCUCCCGAGUCUCCCCUCCUUUUUAUUCCCCCCAUUUAAAUCGUAGGCUUUAUUGUUAAGAGUAGAUUUGGCGAGCUCUCUAUAUACAUAUAUAUAAAUACUAAUGCUGCGAAUUUUAGAUGAUAUUUUUUUACAAUAACGGUAUCACCAAUCGAACGGCGGGUAUUGCUAUUUUACGAUUGAUAUUACUUAAAAACAUAUGACAGAAAAAUGAGUACGAAAGGAAAAGUUAAAAAAAAAGUUGAGAAGGAAGAGAAGAAGAAAAAUAAGAGCAAAAGAAUUGAUAACGAAACUACAAGUGUCUUACGAUCGAGUAUUAGAGAGAAUUUUGUGGAUUGCUAAAACCGAGCGCCAAUUGGGAAUGUUUAUUUGUCGGAGGUGUUUUGGCAAUGGUUCACGCCGAGGCUUUCUUGUAGAACGUUUUUUUUUUAUAUCAGUAUUCCACAACUUUGUUUUAUUUUAUUUUAUUGUACUUCCUUUUUUUUAUGUUUUUUUUUGCGCUAGAAACUAAGACUUCAUUGAGCCUUACUUAAAAACAACAAAAAAACGAUACGCUACGUAAAUCACUUACUUAAUUAUUAAAUUAUUUAGUUCUUUUUUACAUGUAUUUUUACAAUCCCCCCUCCUCCUCGCGCCAAUUCCUAUGAUAUUUUUCCCCCCUCCUCGAACCCGAUCCAACUAUCCCUUUUUUUAUAAUAAUUUAAUCGAGUAACUUAUUGUUGUCCUCUCCGCUCGCAAGUGUCAUCGCGACAAGGUUUCACGUUUUAACGCGGCUCGUAGUAGCCUUAAAGUGGCUUAAUUUAUUGUACUAUUAUUUCCCAUAACGAUUUCGUCUCGUUUAUUUGAGAUUUUUUCUUCUAUUUUUAUCGUUCUUCCCGUCACUGUUUUUCUUUAUUCGUUCAUCAGAAUUCUCAUAAUAAAAUUCCGUGUGAACGAUCAUCCAUCUUAUCUCCGAAUCCAUCCCGUUUUUCGAUCACAUCCUUCAGCCUCGAGGCUUUUCGUCCAGUUUUACCUUCCUUUUUUCAUAUAUUUAAUGUACAUUUGGUUUUAAGUAUCAUUUAUCAAACUGUACAGAUUACGUCUUCGCGUGUUUUGUACGAUUUACGUUUGGCAUUAUGUCGUUGUUAUUUUCUUUUCGAAGCGUAUUGUUCAAUGAGCGAGUACAGAGGUGUGUGUUGAGCAAAAUUUUCACAGCCUAUUUCGUUGAAUGAGAAUUUCAACAGGAAGAAAUCGCGCACUCGAAUCUACUCUGCUUUCAGCCGUCUUUACAAAGCUCUGCAAAGAAAAUAUUGUUUGACAAGAAAAAAAUGGAAAAUAUUCGAAAAAUUAUUUCUCGAGCAGCUCGUUCACAGAGCUUUGUCAAUUCUGCCAGUAAAUUUGAACUUUCGCUCAAAGACGGCUGAAGUUUUAAAGAUUUUUCUUUGUUUUUUACAAAGAACUGAAGUUUUGGUGAAACUCAUCGGCAGAAAAUCGUGUGUCAAUCAUUCUCUAAAGAAUAAUCAAAGUCGUUGCAUUUUUUGGACAAUUCAUUGGUGUUUGGAUGGGAAAUCUAAGUUAGGAGACCACCGAGGGCACUACUUUAUGUUCGUCUACUCUCUGCCUGAAAGUUUUUCGAGUCUAACCGAGCUCACCGAGAGCGGUGUACAUGCAAAAACAUAUUGUUAAACGAGGAUACAUAUAUUUACGUAAUACGCGCGACUAGACACGUGAAAAGUGGUAUAUUUAUAAAGAUAUACAAAUACAUGCGUAAAAUAGUUGGAAUAUACACUAUUGAAUAAUGUAUACACGCUUUCGCAGCGCUGAAGAAAAGAAACCCCGUCUCCCCGUCACGUACGAGUAUUAAUCCGAACUAAUUGACUGAGUAUUAUUUUUAUAUCGAAUAUAUACUUAUAUUGAAUAAUGAUAAAACAAAUUGUAAUAAACAAAGGAAAAUAUUGAAAAAGAAUCUCGACUCUUUCUCUCUCUGUCUCUGUGCUAAGUUUUUUCAAACUUUGAGAACGAAUUUAAGGGCGUACGGUGUCGUACAGUCGAGUCUGAGAAUUGUAACUCAAUAAGACUUUGUAGUAUCUGAUUGUUGAAAUUUGGAUUUUUAUUAGAUUGAAAAUGCCUGUAAGCAUGCAUCGCAGAGUUCUUUGGGGUUCUUGAAAUGCUCAUUUCUACUUUUCGAUUUUGUUCUAAGGCUCGUCCGAACGACUGUACGAUUGUAACGCUUCUGAAAGAGACUCAUCGUAGAAUCCUAAGCAUUGGAAUACUGAAACGUGAGAAAGGUCUCUGAAAAUGGGAAAGAAAAUAAAUUGUGAAAAUUCGCGUCUAACCGUCCGUUUCCGUCAACACCAAGCUCCAGUGAAAUGAAUUCACGAAUAUUGUGUAAAGAAAAGAAAAAAAAUACUACGAGUGCCCAGACGUAUUUUGUAUACAAGAAUGAAGAUGAUACGAAAAUCUUUAUAUCGGCCACUGAAUGGACGAUUUCAAUUGUACUUGAUAGGCGAGAAUGGCUGAACGAAAAAGAGUGUGAAAGAGCGUGAGUGAGAAUGAGAAUAUGAAGUCGCCAGAGAUGAAAGCGUCAUUGAGCGGAUAUUGUUGAGGACAUUCUCGUCGUUGCGAAACAAAUGAAAUAAUAGCAAUAAGAAAGCAAACAAAAUGGAAGUUCAAUAACACGAAGAAAAUAAAAAGAAAAUGAUGAUGACGAAGAGAAAAUAAAAUUUACUUUUGUAACAAGGAAAUUACGAGAUAAGUUAGUUCGGGCUAAGGCCAGCAGCUGUUGAGAUUAUUCAAGGUUGUGCGUAUCGUUAUAAGUAUUUUGAAUUGUUGAAUAGUAAUUAGUCUAUAAGUACGACGAAAAUUAAAAAAAAAAACAGAUCGAGUAAUGGAUAGACAAAAAACAGUAAACAACGGAUUACAAUUAACGCAGAUAUUCCGAAAUAUUGUGACGUACGACGUACUUUCGUUGAUUUUAUUCAACGCCAGCAUCUUUGCAUUAUGCACGAUUUAUGAGGAACAAAAUUUUACAAUAUUAUACAAACGAAUCGUCGUUGUUCACGCGAUUCUCAAUUCUCUCCACAUCUGCUGCGCUUUUUAGAUUUUGUCCUCAAUCAUUUUUUAUCAUUAUCAUUCGUUGAAUUCACGAAAAAAUAAUUUUGCCAUUUUUUCAAAUAGAACAUUUUUUAGCGAUUCUUUUCUCCCUUCUGAUCGAUAUUUUUACAAUUUUGGAGCCAUUCAAGUCGAAUUUCUUUCUUCAAACUUAAUUUGUCAAUAGAAAUGAAAUGUUUGAACGAAAAAAAUCCUCACAAAUCCACUUUUAAAAAGAGUCGUUGAAAAAUCGUCUCGAAAGGGUCGUACGUAACAAUAAAAAGCAUUCUAAAUUAUCUGAAGAAGAAAAAAACAUACACAAAAUCCAAAACAGCAACAUUGCUGCUUCGACGACGAGACGGUUUUGUGUAUUCUGCGAGAUUAACGUUCACGAUAUUGUUGAGGCAAGUGUCGUUUCGUGUUUUUCGACAUUUUCAAUAUAUUUUCAUUGAUAUACUUCAAAUGAAAGAAAAAGAGAGUAAUUCUCAUAAUCGACAGUGAUGUUUCUCCAUCGCGCUUCGUCCCUCCAAUCAAAAAUUAUUGUUAAAUUUCGAAAACCACGAAACGUCAAAGGACCAAAAAAAUUAUAUAUAUAUAUCUAUACAUAUAGAUAAACUACAGAAAUAUUCGACCGGUCAAGAGGGUUGGCACAAUUCAAUUUUUAUACAAAAUAACAAAUAAAUAUAACAAAAAAAAACAAAUAAUUAAGCAAAACGAGACACCAAACCCGACGAUAAUGUGAAGCUCCGAGCGAGCUAGGAAUUCUAAUGAAAAUCAAACGUUGACAGUUUGUUAGUAGAAGAAAAAACAAAGAGACGAUUAUGUAAUUUGUAAAGGAAAGAAAAAAAAACGAGAAA